UGCGGCGGGUUUAGGGUAAAAAAAAAUCGUUCGGAACAUCUGCGCCGAGGCCCAACGAUAGUUGGGCAUAUAUUUCGUAUGGGAAUCGGGCCCGGAUGUUGCCGACGGAUUGUUCGUUUUGAUCAAACACACCGAAAUUGCGGGGUCACACCGUACCCAUCCCGAGCGGCACCCGAGCGUGGCGUGUGUGUGCACGAGCUUUCCAGCACCCAGCACAGACUGGACCGGGUGGGCGAUGGAGCACGCGAGUGCGGCCGGCGACAGCGGCAGCGACGACGAACGACAUGCCCACCUACUUGUUCUUGUUGCAGCAGCGAAGCGGAGACGUCGCGAGCGGCAACGCGCUGUGCUUACCGUGGCGACCUGGCGAGUUGUCCUGCGGUCCUUCCCAGAUGGCGACGAGUUGGAGGACGAAGGCCUUGGCGGUGGCUCCCCCGUGAAGCGUACCCGCCGAGUUCUUCCACGGCCAGACUACCGCGCCUCGUUUUGGUGGCGCAUGCUGGGCGAGACGGGCCUCAAGGAACCAGCGUCAAGAGAGGUCAAGCUUUUUCGGGGGCGCUUCCGCAUCCCCUACCAGUUCUUAACCGAGCUUAUGGAGCUGGUCAAGAAGAAGAAGCGAUUCCCCAUGCGCAAAAAAGAUGUGGCCGGGCGCAUGUGCAUCCCAGUCGAGCUGAAGGUGAUGUAUUAUUGAGACAUGCCGAUUCCAAAACUGGCAUGCAUGCAUCCAUCUAGACUAUUAGACUAAAGUCUAUGCAUAUUUGUGUGCACACUGAGAACAAGGACAAUGUAUGGUCUACACACGCACGCACGUAGUAUGUGAAAUACAGAGGGGCGCGACUGGGUGUCGUAGGAGAGCAAGGGCAACGUAAGUAUGGUCUACACUCGUACCGUGGACAGUAGGGCUUGUGCCAAAGAUGAGAAAAACGUGGUGUACACCUAUUGAAGCUGCUGCAGGUAGAUUUUAU
Molecule: messenger RNA, 965 nt
Organism: Ectocarpus sp. CCAP 1310/34
Lineage: Eukaryota; Phaeophyceae; Ectocarpales; Ectocarpaceae
Source: the annotation of a GenBank genome assembly